Molecule: messenger RNA, 1716 nt
Organism: Toxotes jaculatrix (banded archerfish)
Lineage: Eukaryota; Metazoa; Chordata; Actinopteri; Toxotidae
Gene: hcn5
Product: hyperpolarization activated cyclic nucleotide-gated potassium channel 5
Exons: 10
Coding region: 1-1521 (506 amino acids)
Biological process (GO): monoatomic ion transport; transmembrane transport
Cellular component (GO): membrane
Molecular function (GO): monoatomic ion channel activity
Source: RefSeq, a predicted model, not a curated record
AUGGCCACCUGUGGAUGGAGAGCCCUGCUUCUCCCGCAGCUGAACAGACAGUCGUUGUACGUGUACGGCAGCGAGGUGGCCGUGGAGCAGGAGUGCAUCCGACAGCUGGAGAGCGGAGUCUUUGUCAUUCACCCUUUCAGCCUCAUGAGGAGUUACUACAUCAUGUGCAUGAUGGCCAUCACAUUUCUGAACCUGAUUGGGAUUCCCAUGGAGAUAGCUUUUCUGGAUGGAAACAGUGGGCUGGCAUGGGAAGGAUUUAACGUGUUUUCAGACACGCUGUUCCUGAUAGACGUGGCUCUGAAUUUCCGGAUGGGCAUCAUAGCAGAGGACGGCGAGGAAGCUAUUCUGGAUAUCAAGCGGAUCCGAGUCAGUUACCUGAGGACAUGGUUCAUACCGGACGUUAUAGCUGCUUUCCCAAUCGGAUACAUUCUGCUGUUUGCGGAUUUACAAUACCACAGUGAGGACAACCCCUCGAAGACCAACAAGAUGAUGAGGAUCCUGAUGUUUGUGCGGAUCCUCAGCUUGAUCCGACUUGCUCGAGUGUCCAGACUCGUCAGGUUCUUCAACGAGGUGGAGAAAGUAUCAAAUGCAAACCUGGAGGUGGUCCGCCUGUUCUUCCGCAUCUUGUCUUUGUUCAUGAUGAUUUUCCUGCUGUGUCACUGGAACGGCUGCAUCCAGUACUUUGUCCCCAUGCUGGAGGAGUUCCCCUCUGAUUGCUGGGUCCGGAAAGAAAACCUGAUGAAUGCCACGGUGAUCGUGAAGUAUUCGUGGGGAGUUUUUCGGGCCCUCUCUCAGAUGAUCGCUCUGUCUUAUGGCUCCAUGGAUGCUCCAACAAAUUAUGUUGAAAUGUGGAUCGUCAUGGUCAGCAUGGUGUCUGGCUGUCUGAUGUACACCGUCCUCGUGGCCAACGCUACAGCCAUGAUCGCCAACAUCGACCCGGCGGCCAAGGAGUACAAGAGCAAGAUGAGCCGUUUGGAGCACUACAUGGCCUUCAUGAAGCUCCCGCCUGAACUGCAGCUUCGCAUCAACAACUACUACCAGGCUCGCUACGGAGGGAAGUGGUUUGAUGAAAAGGACGUCAUAGACACAGUGUCCUCAGCACUUAAAGAGCAAAUCCUGACGGUGAUGUGCAGCCGGCUGCUGAGAAAAGUGCCGAUGUUUCAUAACAGAGACGAAAAUUUCAUCAGUGCUAUCCUCCCCAAACUGGACUACGAGGUCUUCCAGGAGGGAGACGCCAUCAUCCGACAGAACGUCCCGGGCAACCGCAUGUUUUUCAUCGACCACGGUCAGGUCCUCAUGGAGACUGAUUCCUACGAGAGGGAACUGUGUGAUGGAGACUUCUUUGGAGAGACGUGCGUGCUGACCAAAGGCAAACAUCUGGCCACAGUGAAGGCGCUGACCGACUGCCAGUGCUUCUCUCUGUCCUAUGACGACUUUCAGGAGGCGCUGAAGGGCUUCCCAGAUGUCAAGAAGGACUUAGAAAAAAUGGUUCAGCUCAACUCUGAUGGUGGACUCGUGUAAGACCAAAAACAGUACUUGGACUUGUAUGAAAAGGACGGGAGCCACGGAAAUUUCCAGGACAAUUUAUUUUGUAAUACGAUGGACAGUAAGACUGUGGCUGAUUCCUCACAUGGACACGAGUCGGACACUGACGAGAUGGACCGUUUUAGAGCACUGACUCUGACUGGGAAUUAUUCUGCCCUCUGAUCCAUCAGU